Messenger RNA from Moneuplotes crassus, 1348 nucleotides. The record is from the annotation of a GenBank genome assembly. Lineage: Eukaryota; Ciliophora; Spirotrichea; Euplotida; Euplotidae.
CAAAAAUAAAUUUAAUAUUUUACCAAAUGUCAGGAUCACCUAAUUCAAAUUUUCCUCCUAGUAAUCUUAAGCAGACUACUCUUACUUUUACAAAUCCACAGACUGACCAGCCAAGUUUAUUUGGAGCUCCUCAAAAACAGAAUGCAAAUCCUACUGGACUUUUUUCAAGUAAAAAUACAACAGCAAAUAAUUUAUUUGGAGGGAGAGGAAACAGUACUGAAGCAAGAUCUACUCCUUUUGGAGCUACAACAGCCACAUCAGAGCAAUCUAACAACUUAUUUGGAUCCAAGAGAACACUUGUAGGAUUUACAUUGAAGCCGCCUAGUUCAUUUUCUCCACAGCCCAGACCUUUCUCAAUAUUAGGAGAAUCUAGAGGAAUAUUUCAAAAUAAAACGACUCCUUUCUCUUCUUCCUUCAACCAGCAACCUCAACUCGAAGCAGGUCAAGACGAGGCAGAGAUUGAAGCUUGUCUAAAUAAUUAUGCCAAGUAUGUCGAUCCUACAAAUCCAAGGAAUGCUCUUGUAGGAUGAAUGUACAACAAGUUCAAUAAAAAUGUGUCUGGGCUUCUCAAAGAGCAUCUAAAAAAUAUCACUCCAGCAAGGGACAUUGCUCAGAUCCCUGAAAAUUCUAAACUCAACGGAGAAAGUGUUGGAUUCAAACAAGUAGAGGUACUUAUUGAUCAAAAGAAGUUUACUAAAGCGAAGAAUGAGAACCCUAACCCUGACCAGUUAUACAUCAAACAAAUCAACAGUUUUGAAGAACUCUAUGAGCGUCUUUAUAAACUUAAGAAGACAACCUCGGACAUCACCGAGGUAAUGAAAAGCAUGAAAAAGAAGAUGAACUUAGUGAAAAACAAAACUAGUUCAAAAACUAUGCUGAAGAAAGGGAUUAAUUCACUCAAGGAAAAUAUGAAAAUUCUCAGAGAAAAAAUUCUGACCGUUCAGUCAAAAAUGAGUCUUCUCCAGGAGUCUCCUUAUUUAUCUCUUGAGGAUCAUGAGAAGUUGCAAAUAGUUUUUAAUGAAACUACCCAGCCAAGCAAAAUUCCUGGCAAGAUAGAGAUUGUUAAAGGGAAAUUAGAAGAGCUUCUUGAAGCUAGAGGAAAUCACUCAUCUAACGAACCCCAAGAAAUUUUCAAUAAAAUAUCGAGCAGUGAGAAAAAGAGGGUGAUUUCUAUCCUGAGAGAGCAGACCAAAGGAAUAUUCUCUCUUAUCAAAGAAACCAAGAGGAAUGCAUUUAAGCUUGAAGCCAUUGAAUUUAUAGCGCAAAGUAUUAAGCAAGAGAAUCAGGAGAGAAAAAUAAACAGUGAAAAAUACGUCGACUAAAACUUUCAAAUGCUUGCUAAUUUUUA